This is a messenger RNA of Myzus persicae (green peach aphid), 1660 nucleotides long. Its product is annotated as platelet-activating factor acetylhydrolase-like. Gene Ontology annotation, molecular function: 1-alkyl-2-acetylglycerophosphocholine esterase activity. The transcript is spliced from 6 exons. Lineage: Eukaryota; Metazoa; Arthropoda; Insecta; Hemiptera; Aphididae. The coding region runs from base 194 to 1219 and encodes 341 amino acids. The record is from RefSeq and is a predicted model, not a curated record.
AUGUAGACAGUGCUGGAACUAGGAUUUUUAAGUUUAUUUAUAAUGUAUUAUGUUUAUUAGUAAUUGUUGAAUUUAUUGUUCUUAAUUAUUCGUUUAACAUUAUAACACGAAUGAAAAUUCAUUUUUAAUUUUAUAACAUUGAAUUUAUUAUAAUGAUGGGUGGGAAGUGGCUAAACCAAAUUAUCACUGUCGUAUGAAUAUAUUGAAUAACAGAGGCGCCAAAGGCGGCUAUGUCAAAAAAUUAUUUUUAAAUAAUAUUAUUAAUUUCGGCGUUACAGCACCCUAUUACAUACCGACUAUUAGUGAUGCACCGUUAUCGGAUAAAGAACAAUCGUAUCCCUUUCUCAUCUUUUCACACGGUUAUGCAGCGACGAGAUUCGUUUGCUCGGAAUUUUGUAACACUUUGGCGUCACACGGAUUUAUAGUCGCUGCCAUUGAACACAGAGACAAAUCAUCGCCUGCUACCUAUUACUAUGAUUCUCCAGAAAGCGCAGAGCAGGAUAAUCCCACGUGGGUCAAACAUCGACUUUUUCAUAAAACCUACAACACGGAUAAUUAUAUCCUAAAAAAUAGCCAAUUGAAAGUUCGGCAUAGAGAAUGCACUAAACUUCUGAAUACAUUUUUAGACAUUAAUGCAGGUGGUUACGUGAAGAACGUACUCAAGUCAUCGUUUGAUUUGAAUCAAUUCAAUGGUAAGAUUAAUGUAAACAAAAUAAUAACAUCUGGAUUUUCAUUUGGAGGCGCAACCGCAAUGUAUAAUGCAUGUUAUGACUCUCGCUAUCAAGCUGUUAUAAUUAUCGACGGUUGGAUGUUUCCGAUAAAAUCAGAGUCAUUUUUGAACAUUCAACAACCAAUGUUGUUCAUCAACACUCACACAUUCCACAUACCAGCCAAUCUAAGAUUGAUUCGUCAGUAUUUCUGUUCCAAAGGUAUUCGGAAAAUGUACACAUUGAAGAAUACCACUCACGAAAGUCCGACAGAUACACCUUUCAUACAUGGUUAUUGGUUAGACUUGCAAAUGCUGAAGAAGUUGGAUGCUCAGACGGCAUUAAAUCUACAGAGUAGUCUAGUAGUACAAUUUCUACGAGACACGAUAGGUUGUCCGACAAAUUCUGACAAUGCGCAAAUAUUCAUAAAGGAACAUUCCGAUGACCUAGUUGAAGACAUAAUUACUUAUACAAAAAGAAUUAAACGAAAAAUUGGGAUUUAUCCUUGGUGAACAUAUUGCAUGUUUAUGGAGAAAGAUAAAAAAUAACUAUUUAAAAUAAAAAUUACACAUUUUUAACUAAUUUCCUAAGUGGCAAAGUAUAAUAAAUUAUAUAUACCUAUAGUUGUGCAAAAUGUAAUUUGAAUUAUAUCUUAAGGUCAUAUUUAAAUAAAAUACUAUAAUAAUUUUAAUUGUUUGAAAACUUUUACCAGUAGAUCUGUCAUCUGUGAAUAUCAGUCUUAGGUAUUAUUUUCUAUCUAGCGAGAGAGCAUUCCGAUUCAACGUAUCAUCGCUCAACACCAGUCAAACGAGACCUGUUUCACUAAGUACUGAUUUUCGUCGGGCCACAGCAUGCUCUCUUGCUGAACAGAUUAUAGUUUUACAUUGUAAAUCUCGAAUUUAUGUACAAUUCUUAAUACGGUGUGUAAUAAUAAUACAACAUUAUACUAAGUA